This is a messenger RNA of Ilex paraguariensis (yerba mate), 210 nucleotides long. Lineage: Eukaryota; Viridiplantae; Streptophyta; Magnoliopsida; Aquifoliales; Aquifoliaceae. The record is from the annotation of a GenBank genome assembly.
AUGAGGGAAGGCUAUGCUCAAGGAAGUAAUGAAUCAGUUUUUAGAGCUGUUAUUGAGAUAUAUCUGCGGCCAAAGUAUAGUUCAAAGUACAAAAUUGAUAUCAUGCAUCUAGGAGGAGCAAUCCCUGACAAAAACUUGUUUGUAGAUUGUUGUUCCCAAUCCGGAUGUUCGGGGUCGUCAAGAGAUACUGGAGCUCUAUUUAAGGGAUAA